AUAAUAUAUGGGCCUCGUUUUAGGGAAACCUGGCUUAAUGCAUGUGCAUGCGCAGUUCGUACAGGCUUAUAUGCACUGUAUGGAUGGCUGAAAGUGGCACAAGACCUGAUGAACCGGAAAGAUUUCGAAGACAGGGCAAUGUGUCCAGCAAAGGAGACCUGAUUCAGUGGGAAAAUACCUCCGUUGAGACAUGCACUAUACUGAGCUGGCUCGGUUACGGACAGGAGAUAAUACAGGCUCGGAAAGACGCAUAUCGGGAGUUAGGCAAGCUGUUAACUGCACGGGAAUGUGGAGAGGCAACGUAUAUUAUUGCGGGUAGCAAAGGUGAGGGGCUGAGCAGCUUCUUGGAAAGUGAUGUGGAUCAAAUGGUUGUAAAUAAUAGAGUAUUCUGUUUAGAAGAUGUUGUAAAGUCAAGUGCCUUUCCUGGGGAGAUAACCGUGUUGAGAUCACUCAGCCGCAGGAGUUACCAUGGUCACUGUAGACUGCUACUGGAGAGACGCGGUACAAUAAUUCACAGGGAAGUAAAUGAUGCGUUUUGUGAUGACGGAUAUGGUCGCGAACUUUUGAGCAGUGACUUGUUUGUUAAUAACUGGUCGAACGAACGCUUGGCUGAGGGCACUGUGCAGCAUGAGCGUGCGGGACCGUCAAUUCCUAAUACAAUGCAUGGACACUUGCACCGUGACAUAGUACAUGCAUUACAUUACUACUGCCCCAACAUUCUGUCAAAAUGGGCCGCAAGACCUCGCCACUGGCCGCCACCGGAAGUCGCUCAGAGGGUCGUAUCACUUGGGGCGGUUCUUACGCCUGUUGGAUUUAAAGGGAGUGAAUAUCAACAUGUUGAGUGGAGAGUGUGUUUUAACGCCGGUGAGAUCGAACUAAUUAGCAAUCUUAAUGACACUCAAACCAAAUUGUAUGUUUUAUUGAAAAUGAUAAAGAACGAUGUAUUACAUCCACGUAAGAAAGAAGUUUCAUCGUACACGUUGAAAAACAUCGUUCUAUGGAUGGCGGAAAAUAAUCCUCAAGCCUCGUUUCAUAAAAAAAGUCUUUUGCAGUGGUUGCACGAAGCAUUGGAUGCGCUUAGAGUUGCAUUGAUCACCUUAGAGCUACCAUACUAUAUGAUUCCAGAAAGGAAUUUGAUGGCAACCUCUGGACUGGAUGAGGAACAGCAACGCACAUGGAUAUCAACGAUUACAGAUAUGCUCAAUGAAGGUCCGAAGAUGAUACUUAGACUUCCUAAGAUACGAAAAGCUCUCAUUGCUCAUCCUGAACCAUUACGAUGGUACAGCGGGAGGAGAAUUGAGCUGGAGUUGCUGAGCCUCAUGCGCAUGAACAGAGCGGCAAUCUGCUGGGAUGAGAACGGGGAGUUUGACCAAACCGAUGCGAUUUUGCAGGCAUUAGAGAGACGAAGAAACGAGGUUAUAACGGAUGUUUGCGUGAGGAUGAUAAUGGAAGGGAGUCGAGUUAUCAACGCACAGGCUAUUUUUGAUCGAAUUAUGAUGUAAAACGUUAACGAUGACGAAUAGAUCAGAAACGAGGCGCGGACAACAAGUAUUUAUAACUUUUGAGUACAUAUUAUCUUAAACGAAUCACCGAUCAUUGUUGCCGGGAACGUGAAAAUUAUACAACUUAUCGUAUUAGUGAUUUGUUUGUUAAGUAAUUGAUGUUUGACUUGCAGACGUUUGUUUCACUUUUUAAAAAUAUGCACAAUUUUACAAACGAUUUGUUUACAGUAGGCUGUAAACUUUACCGAAACAAUAAAUUUCGAUACAUUUUAUUAAAAAAUGUCAAUCGGCUUCGCAUAGAUAACAUUAGUUUGCAAAAUAACGUUAUGUAAAGUAAUUUUGCUAUAUUGUAUAUAUCUUAACAAAAUAUGUACGUAUCGCGCUUGGAAACCAGCGGUAUAAUUUCAAGUUAUGCAUAUAUUUCUAUCUCAUCUUCUUAUCUAAAUGUUCACUUGGUUUAUGGUUGGUAUUGUUAACGCAUUUGCACUGAAUGAAUAUAUGUGUUACUGGCAGUUACUGAAAGUCCACUGGUAUUGUUGUAAUUGCUGUAAAUGUAUUGAUAAUAUUCUUGUUUUUCUGGUUGAGUUGAAAUAAUUGUUGUGAUUUGUAAUAUUGAUAAAAAAGUAUUGAACACAUUGUUGCACUUAUCGAUAAAAAUGGUGCAUAUCUGUGUUCAUUCCUAUUUUUAAAAUGUCUUCAAUAACGCUAUUGUUGCAUUCACAAAUAAGAAAUAAAGUGCAGUUGUUUUAUGCGCAUUUAUUAAACUAUUUUUCAUGUGAAUGUAUAAUUGCUCGUGUUUUUUACUGGACAAGUGAAUGUAAACUUUUAUUGAACACGGAUAAUCUGUUUUCAUUAAAACACAUAGUUUGUAUUGAAUCUAAAGAUACAAAGAUAUAUGUUAUUGUAUUGAUGUUUUUAUGCGGAAAUAUUUUCAUACAUGAUAAACGUAAUGGUUGAUUUUCGUUAUUCUAGUUAUACCGUUGAUCUCGUUUUGCUCUAAGCGUGUGUAUGCUUUUGUUAGUUUUCUUUUUGUUAGUUUUUAGCGAGGCUGUUUUCGGAGAAAACCCGAGCUAUUGUCAUAGCCAGCUCGUCGUCCGCCGUCCGCCGUAGGCGUCGUGCUAAAACCUUAACAUUGGCCAUAGCUUUUUAAAUAUUGAAGAUAACACCUUGAUAUUUUGUAUUCAUGUGUAUCUCAUGGAGCUGCACAUUUUGAGUGGUAAAAUUUCAAGGUGAACAUCAUCCUUCGAGGUAUAGGGUCGAAAAAACAAAGUCAAGAGAAGUAAUAAGCUUUAAAUGGACAUAGUUAUCUGACCUGCCCACGUAUAUAUUUUUGCUAAAUUUAUCAAAGCGGCGCAGUAGGCGGCAUUGUGUUUCUGACAAACAAAUUGUGGUAAAGGUCAAUGUCAUCCUUCAAGGUCUACGGUAACAAAUACAGAUUUAAGGGAAGUAAUAAGCUUUAAAAAGGGAGAAAAUUAUUUAAUAUUGAACAUAGCAACUUUAUAUAUUUAGCAUGCAUGUGUAUCUCAUGGAGCUGCACAUUUUGAGUGGUGAAUCUACAGUCACGGUAGUGCUACUAAAAUAGAGAAUGGUUACAGACAAUUAUUUUCAAGGGAAGUAAUUUAUAUAAUUAUAAAUCUCAUAUUAUAUAUUUCCUUAACAAUAAUUGAAGUUCUUUUCACAGUUACUGUACAGAUUUAUUAUUUUGAUUAUUUAUAACCCAAAUGAUUGAUUUGUCAAAGUUGUUUUUAAUGAUAUAAUUAUAAUUUCUUUGAUGUUCAUUACAUACCUGUGGACUGAUGUCCAUAGAUACAUGAUUAACGCUGGCUAUGAUACUUUUGCCUCAAUAUAAGAGCAUUUGAGUUUUUGAACGGCCGUGGACCAUCCAUGAACAGCUACACGGUGCUGAAGGACACUGUCCUUGGCUUGGUUAUAGGUCCACGGGCGUAGAUGUUAGUAGUUUUUGUAUUGUUCCGUAUCGGUUGGAUCGUGAGGGGCACUGUGGGAGAAAAAGGACAUGUUCUACCAUGGCAUUUGAAAUGGCAUUUAAUAAACACUGAUAUGUUCUGGUCACACUUAUAUGAUUGUUAAGCAUAAGCACAUUUUUGAAUUACAGUUUAUUAGAGGUAUCCAGUUAACAUCACUCUUACGCCAUUGGCUACACGUAUGUUAUGGCCAUUAAACUGUUGAAUUUAUACUAA
Molecule: messenger RNA, 3700 nt
Organism: Dreissena polymorpha
Lineage: Eukaryota; Metazoa; Mollusca; Bivalvia; Myida; Dreissenidae
Exons: 3
Coding region: 42-1502 (486 amino acids)
Source: RefSeq, a predicted model, not a curated record